Miniopterus natalensis is the source of this 1228-nucleotide messenger RNA. RefSeq names its product deoxynucleotidyltransferase terminal interacting protein 1 (gene DNTTIP1). NCBI's taxonomy places the organism in Eukaryota, Metazoa, Chordata, Mammalia, Chiroptera, Miniopteridae. Gene Ontology annotation, molecular function: DNA binding; nucleosome binding. The record is from RefSeq and is a predicted model, not a curated record. Gene Ontology annotation, cellular component: nucleus.
GCGCCAUGGGGGCCACUGGCGACGCCGAGCAGCCGCGGGGACCCGGCGGGGCAGAGCGGGGCGGCCUGGAGCUGGGAGACGCGGGCGCAGCGGGGCAGCUGGUUCUCACGAACCCUUGGAACAUAAUGAUAAAGCACCGGCAGGUGCAGCGAAGGGGCCGCCGCUCACAGAUGACAACCAGUUUCACAGAUCCCGCCAUCUCCAUGGACCUCCUCCGGGCUGUGCUGCAGCCUAGCAUCAAUGAGGAGAUCCAGACUGUGUUCAACAAAUACAUGAAGUUCUUCCAGAAGGCGGCACUGAAUGUGCGAGACAACGUUGGGGAAGAAGUGGAUGCAGAGCAGCUGAUCCAGGAAGCCUGUCGGAGCUGCCUGGAGCAGGCUAAACUACUGUUCUCAGAUGGAGAAAAAGUUAUACCCAGAUUGUCCCAUGAGCUUCCAGGGAUAAAGCGUGGUCGGCAGAUAGAAGAGGAAGGUGCCCAUCGAGGAAGUCCCAUUCCCAAAAAGAGGAAGGGACGGCCUCCUGGACACAUCCAGUCAAAUGACCGGGCAGCCACCGGCAUGGUGUGGAAACCUAAAUCCUGUGAACCAAUUCGCCGAGAAGGCCCCAAGUGGGACCCAGCUCGGCUGAAUGAAUCCACCACCUUUGUGUUAGGAUCUCGAGCUAACAAAGCCCUGGGGAUGGGGGGCACCAGAGGGAGAAUCUACAUCAAGCACCCACACCUCUUUAAGUACGCAGCUGAUCCCCAGGACAAGCACUGGCUGGCCGAGCAACAUCACAUGCGAGCAACAGGGGGGAAGAUGGCCUACCUCCUCAUUGAGGAGGACAUCCGGGACCUUGCUGCCAGCGAUGAUUAUAGAGGAUGCCUGGACCUGAAGUUAGAUGAGCUGAAAUCCUUUGUCCUACCCUCCUGGAUAGUUGAGAAGAUGCGAAAGUACAUGGAGACGCAACGGACAGAGAAUGAGCAUCGAGCUGUUGAAGCACCUGCACAGACCUGAAGCCAGGUGGCCUGGCUACACUUGGCAGCCUUCCUUCAAGACCCUCUUUCCCCCAUGGCUGAGGCCACUGCUGAGACUGCUCCCAGAUGGAUGAUAGCGGCAUUAAGCUGUGCCUGGGCUAGUUUGUAGUGACUCACUACAGAGCACCCCCAGAUUGGCAUGUAGUUCUAUAUUUGUAAAGUUGUUAGGAUAAGAAACAAACAGUUUGUAAUAAACACAGAUGGUGGGCCUGC